GUUCGAUUCCUUCAAGUUCAACAAAUAUUUCGUGAUCAUCUUCUACGAAAUACUGUCGCAGAGAGACAACUCUGCGCGGUUUCGGCUUUUUCUUUACUGGACUUACGAGCGGGCCCUGAAGGCAUCGCGUCACCAUGGUAACUGCACGCCGCAAACUUGCGAGGCUAAAUUCAGCGCUAGCUAACACGACGAAGGGCUAAUUAGCUUAUUUAAUAACAAAAACAGGAAGUACGAACACAAGAUGGAGAAAGUUGAGGACGUCGAGAGGUUUUUGAAGAAUGUUGACAAAAUAAGUGAGCUGGUGAAGGAACUCAAAUCUUCUGAUGCUAAAGUCCAGCAAGAGGCGAUGGAGGAAGCUGAUUGCUACAUUGCUGCCUUGGAUGAACCCUGCAGGACAAAAGUCAACAAGACUAAAAUCAACACAAACCCACCACUCCAGCCUUCCUUUGGUCUGCAGAAUGAAAGUCCAGGGAGUUUCAUGAAGCUCAUGGAGAGAGAUGCCGAAGACAGGAGAGUGAAGCGAAUUGCUAAAGAGAAAAAGGCAACUGCACUCAAAGACAAGGGGAAUGAAGCCUAUGCCCAAAAAGACUAUGAAAGUGCUGUGAAGUAUUACAGUGAUGGUCUGGCUGAGCUACGGGACAUGCAGCAGCUGUACACCAACCGAGCACAAGCCUACAUCAAGCUGGGAAAGUACAAGGAGGCCAUCAGUGACUGUGAAUGGGCUCUGAAGUGUAACGAGAGGUGCAUUAAGGCUUUUGUGCACAUGGGCAGAGCAUAUCUGGAACUGAAGAAUUAUAAUGAGUCAAGGCACUUCUUUGAAAAGAUAAUGGAAAUUGAACCUGGAAUGGAGAAGAUGGUAAAAGAAUACCUGACCCAGGUAGAUUUGGAAGAGAAGAGAGAGACUCGGGAAACGAAUGCAAAGCUAGAGUUUGACAAGGGAGAGGGGAAGGGGACAACCGUGCCUCAGUUGCUGGAGAAUCUGUCAAGGCCCGACCAGACUCCCCUCUUCUACUGCGGAGGAUUGGAGAUUCUGUUGCGAGCAGUUACUGACUGUACUGGCCAGACCCUUUUCAGACUGAACAAUGGCUUUAGUAUCAUCGGCAGCAAUGACUUAGUGAGGAGUUGCCUGUUGCAGAAAACAGUGGAUGCACACAGUCGGGACUUAUGUGUGUCUGUUCUGAGAUUGUGGAGGGCUCUUUGUUGUGGAAAUGAUGAAAACCAGAAGAUGUUGAUGAUGUGCCCAGUCACAAAACAGGCCACUGUUCACUUGUUAACAUCAGAGCAUGUUGCAGUACAGAAUGAAUGUCUGGCAUUGCUGUGUUUGUACUCACACAUGCCACAUGGCAGACGUUUGGCUAUUGACAGCCUGAAUAUGCACAUGUUGGUGAGGAACCUCAUGGCGUGCAUCUUACUGCCGAAGCAGCAGCAGGAGAACGCAGCGGUCAACAUUCUGGAGAACUUUGCAACAGAAAAGAAAUUUCACAUUCAGUUAAGGAAUGCGUUGACCGAGUCUGUCAUUGUGCCAUUUACAUCAAUACUGAGAAGUAUCAACAAGACCAAUCGUCAGAUCCUUCCACCACUGAUGUCGGCCAUUGGCUCUCUGGCUCGGGACGACGUCAUCCAUCACAAACUUGCUCAUGAUCCAGAGUGUUGGGACGCCUUUCCGGUUGCCAUUAGGCAGUGCAGUGCACGUGAAUACAAAGAGAUCCUUUACCCCAUGCUUGGAUUGAUCAUCAACCUCUCAACUACACCUUCUCCGGUCAUACAGGAGCAUGCUGUUUCACUGUGUGGCUGCUGCCAAGGCCUGCUGAGCGACAGUGACGGGGGAGUUAUCACUAGAGCCACAGGUGUGCUGAGCACUGUCCUCCCUCAGUCCUCUGAGGCUGUGCAGCUUGUUAUCCAGAGGGGUGUUGUUCGGACCAUGUGUCAGCUGCUAAAGGGAGCAGGGCAGGAUGCCACCAAAUAUGCCAUUAAGACUCUGACAGUGUGCACUGCUGGCAGUCAUUUGGCACGAGAGGAGCUGCUGAAGUCUGAUAAAAAACUGUCCAUCUUACGUCAUCUGCUGGGUUCCAGCUGUGAUGAGUUGGUGUUAGGAAAUGCAGCCCUCUGUUUGGCCGACUGCCUUCAGUUGGAGGGAAUUGCCAGCAAUCUGCUGGGCACUGAUAUUGUGCUGCUGCUGCUACGCCAUGCUGCAGGGGAUGCAAAGAAGACGGCUGUGCAGCUAAAUGCAGCGAUUGCUCUGGCGACGCUGUGUCGGUCUGCGCCCAGGUGCCCCCUCAGCCCCACGACACACACCACACAGGCUGCUGAUCACAUUGUAGAAAGUAGUGAAGAAGCAGUGACAGGCUACAAGAAAUGACAAAUAUAUGUACACAACAAAUGUGAUCACAACAAAUCAUCCUACGACAGUCUUUAGGAUGGUCAAGUUAGAUGGGAGGUGCUUAAGCUUAAAGUGUCACAGCCAAGGGUUUGAAUACAUAUUUAAUAUUUCAAUAUGACAUUUCAGCUUUUACUUUUAAAUAUAUCUGGGGGGAAAAAUCACUGCAGUCAUAAUGGGGUAAUGUACGUAAAUUGAUGAGAGGUUUUUGUUCCUAUGCAACGGACAGUGGGUGCAAGCAUUAUUUUCCGGUUCUCUGCUUAUUUUCUGUCCCAUUUUUGUGAUCACAUUAUCUAAAGAACUCCUAAAAAAAUGUCUUCUGAUUUGGUACAAACGUUAAGUUGGACUCAAGGAUGAACUGAUUAGAUUCUGGUGGUCUAAGGUCUGAGGUCAAAGGUUAAGGUCCCAG
Molecule: messenger RNA, 2786 nt
Organism: Hippoglossus stenolepis (Pacific halibut)
Lineage: Eukaryota; Metazoa; Chordata; Actinopteri; Pleuronectiformes; Pleuronectidae
Gene: ttc12
Product: tetratricopeptide repeat domain 12
Exons: 20
Coding region: 242-2359 (705 amino acids)
Molecular function (GO): protein binding
Source: RefSeq, a predicted model, not a curated record